This is a messenger RNA of Suncus etruscus (white-toothed pygmy shrew), 741 nucleotides long. It is a transcript of the gene TK1, whose product is annotated as thymidine kinase 1. The transcript is spliced from 7 exons. The coding region runs from base 1 to 741 and encodes 246 amino acids. Gene Ontology annotation, molecular function: thymidine kinase activity; ATP binding. Gene Ontology annotation, biological process: thymidine metabolic process. The record is from RefSeq and is a predicted model, not a curated record. Lineage: Eukaryota; Metazoa; Chordata; Mammalia; Eulipotyphla; Soricidae.
AUGAGUUGCAUCAACCUGCCCACGGUGCUUCCCGGCUCCCCCGGCAAGAUGCGGGGGCAGAUUCAGGUGAUCCUCGGACCCAUGUUCUCAGGAAAAAGCACGGAGCUGAUGAGAAGAGUCCGCCGCUUCCAGAUCGCCCAGUACAAGUGCUUGGUGAUCAAAUACGCCAAAGACACACGUUACAGCAGCAAUUUCUCCACCCAUGACCGGAACACUAUGGAGGCACUGCCCGCCUGUAGGCUUCAAGAUGUGACCUCCGAUGCCCAAGAUGUGGCUGUCAUCGGCAUUGAUGAGGGCCAAUUCUUCCCAGACAUCGUGGAGUUCUGCGAGGCCAGGGCCAACGAAGGGAAGACGGUGAUUGUGGCUGCCCUGGAUGGCACCUUUCAGAGAAAGGCUUUCGGGAACAUUCUGAAUUUGGUGCCACUGGCAGAGAGCGUGGUGAAGCUGACAGCCGUGUGCAUGCAGUGUUUCCGGGAAGCCUCGUACACCAAGCGCCUGGGUGUGGAGAAGGAGGUGGAGGUGAUCGGAGGAGCUGACAAGUACCACUCCGUGUGCCGACUCUGCUAUUUCAAGAAGGUGCCUGCCCUGCCAGACAAUAAAGAAAAUUGUCCUUGCCCGAUGCUGGAACAGGACAAUAAGGAGAAUUGCCCUUGCCCGACGCUGGGGUGGCCCAGUGAGCCCAAGGGCGUCAAGAAGCUCUUCGCACCCCACCAGGUUCUGCAGUGCAGUUUGGCCCACUGA